Molecule: messenger RNA, 1212 nt
Organism: Nymphalis io (European peacock)
Lineage: Eukaryota; Metazoa; Arthropoda; Insecta; Lepidoptera; Nymphalidae
Exons: 2
Coding region: 280-1173 (297 amino acids)
Molecular function (GO): nucleic acid binding; zinc ion binding
Source: RefSeq, a predicted model, not a curated record
CAGCAGCCGGCCAGUGCGGUCGAAUAUUGGAACCGACGCGCAUUCCUAGAUAUAGUGCUGAGUGAUUGAACAUUAAAAACGAAUUCAUUUAUCUACUGUGUUUCGUUGCUCCAACAUCACCCAUCGACGCCCGCAAAUUAGCAUUUAGAAACUAUGGACCGUACUGAUGAAGCUGAGGCUCAUCCUCCGUCAUCAGAAGUGGGAUCUCUGUUGGUGCAAAAUGAAAAAAAAAACGAAGCGGGGAUUUAGCGUGCCUUGUUUGAACAACAAAACCAGAACAUGCGAGCACUAAUCGAAGCCCUGCAAGCGCCAAAACCAGUCUACCGCGACGGUCUACCUACGUUCGACCCUGACAAUCAAGAUACCGAUGCGAGAUCGUGGUGUGCAACAGCAAAUUUGUGUUUUUCUGAAAAUCCACCACGUGGCGGUCAACUUAUACUAGCCGUCAGCAAGGCGCUCAAGGGUGAAGCAUCGACGUGGCUGUCUCAAAUAGCAUACGAAGGAAUCACAUGGCCUGAAUUUAAGGUACUUUUCACCUCGAGGUUUAUUUCGACGGAAACAUUGGCGGGUACCCUCAUAAAAUUAAAUGAAGAAAAACCGAGCGAAAAAGAAUCACUACCCGCAUAUGCAAGUCGAUUAAUAGCCUCUUUGACUAAUCGCUGGAAGGAUGUGAACAAAGAAGAGAUCGCCGUAGCUACUGUACUCGCUCACUUAUCGCAGUUUGACCCGCGUAUUCAACGUUUGGCAUUUACUACGAACAUCAAUUCGCGAGAAAAACUACAACAAGAACUGAACGCAUUCUCGCAAUUAAAACGUAAGAUGAAUACCAUUGGAGAGUCGUUGAAUGUACCCGAUUUCAAACGUGCAAAGUUAACUGCUAUCAAGUGCUUCAAUUGCGAAAAGACGGGGCAUAAGCGAGCGGAUUGUCGAAGCAAGACGAACGACGUGAGAGGACGAGCUACAAUUGCGAACCCAGGGGCGCAGCAGCCAGUACCAAGGCUUUUGGUGUGCUACAAAUGCGGGAAACCGGGCCACAUUGCCGUCCGGUGUACUAGCGGCGGCGGCGGCAGCAGUCAGUCAGGCGACGGCGGCGCUGGCGCAGCACGUGGCGAGCGGCGCAUUGAUGUCUGCGUCGUGCAACCUCCAUCCGGUACAUUAGAACACAAAGAUUAACCGUCACACUGGGACGUGUGCAGUAGGAUGGCCGUGUCG